This is a messenger RNA of Trichoplax adhaerens, 588 nucleotides long. RefSeq lists its product as uncharacterized. NCBI's taxonomy places the organism in Eukaryota, Metazoa, Placozoa, Uniplacotomia, Trichoplacea, Trichoplacidae. The transcript has a single exon. The coding region runs from base 1 to 588 and encodes 195 amino acids. The record is from RefSeq and is a predicted model, not a curated record.
AUGACUAAUGAAGAAGUAGUUGAUCUUAGGAAAGUAAAGCAAUGCCAACUUCCUGACGACAAUUGCCUCAAUACUCAAGACUCCGUAACACCAGUACUACCGGAAUACGGUAUUAGCAAUGAUUCAAGCAGCUAUACUAGUAACGCAAAUCAAUGUUGGAACUCGUCCAGCCGUUUCGUUCAUACGACAAAGCGUAAAAUUGGUUAUGGUCAAGAGCAAGACGACAGUCCUAUAGAAGAAAAUAAUGAACAACCGCCCAAGCGUAAAUUGAAAAGUGCACUGCAAGACAACUCGACUAUACAAGCAUGUGAUAAUAACGGUGAUGUAGAUGCAUUUUUUUCCACUAACCUCGAUAGCAAAUAUACUGUUGCAAAUGCAACCAGUGAAUCAUCGGACGAAUGUUUUGGUGACACUUUCUCUGGUCCUGAACCUGAAAUACCACUAGUAAGACAUCCAUGGAUGACACCCUACAACACAACGCAAUAUAUAUUUUCCCAACAUGAAAAUGAUCCAGUUAAUGAUGACGAUGAUAUAUUUGGUUAUGAGUACCUCGUUAGCCAGUAUGCUGCCUUGCAUGGCCUGGACUAA